UGCUCCUGGCGUCCUCUCUAUGGCGAGUCCUCCGGGGAUGCCGGAGCAUGCGUGGACUGCCCCGGCCUGAUCGCUAUGGCAGCGGCGUCGCUGAGGGCCAGGACUUCGCACUCCCCCCCCUGCGGGGCCGCCUCUCUGGCCUGAGCCGGCCCUCCCGCUGCGGACCGCCUCUCUACCCGCCCCUGCAUCCCGACCGUGGGCCAACGCUGGGAACAUGCCCCUGGCCGCCUACUGCUACCUGCGGGUCGUGGGCAGAGGCAGCUAUGGGGAGGUGACGCUCGUGAAGCACCGGCGGGACGGCAGGCAGUAUGUCAUCAAAAAACUGAACCUUCAAAAAGCCUCUAGCAGAGAGCGGCGAGCUGCCGAACAGGAAGCCCAGCUCUUGUCUCAGCUGAAGCACCCCAACAUUGUCACCUACAAGGAGUCAUGGGAGGGAGGAGAUGGUCUGCUCUACAUUGUCAUGGGCUUCUGUGAAGGAGGUGAUCUGUACCGAAAGCUCAAGGAACAGAAAGGGCAGCUUCUGCCUGAGAGUCAAGUGGUAGAGUGGUUUGUACAGAUUGCCAUGGCUUUGCAGUAUUUACAUGAAAAACACAUCCUUCAUCGAGAUCUGAAAACUCAGAAUGUCUUCCUAACAAGAACAAACAUCAUCAAAGUGGGUGAUUUAGGAAUUGCCCGAGUGUUAGAGAAUCACUAUGACAUGGCUAGCACCCUCAUUGGCACACCUUACUACAUGAGUCCUGAAUUGUUCUCAAACAAGCCCUAUAACUAUAAGUCUGAUGUUUGGGCUCUGGGAUGCUGUGUCUAUGAAAUGGCCACCCUGAAGCAUGCUUUCAAUGCAAAAGACAUGAAUUCUUUAGUUUAUCGGAUUAUUGAAGGAAAGCUGCCGCCAAUGCCAAGAGAUUAUAGCCCAGAGCUGGCAGAAUUGAUAAGAACAAUGUUGAGCAAAAGGCCUGAAGAAAGACCCUCUGUGAGGAGCAUCCUGAGGCAGCCUUAUAUAAAGAACCAAAUAUGCAUCUUUUUGGAGGCCACAAAGGCAAAAACCUCCAAAAAUAACAUUAAAAAUGGUGACUCUAAAUCCAAGCCUGUUGCUACAGUGGUUUCUGGAAAGGCAGAAUCAAAUCACAAAGUAAUUCACCCCCAAAUACACUCUUCUGAGGGCUUCAAGACAUAUGUCAUGGGUGAAGAUAAAUGUUCGUCCCAGGAGAAACCCAAGGUCAUUGGUCCCUUGAAGUCUGCUAGUCUGAAAGGCCACACCUGUAAACUAGACUUGAGCAAUGUUACAGAGUCACUAGCCACGAUCAGUAGGGUAAAUAUUGACAUCUUACCUGCAGAAGGGAGGAGCUCGGUGAGGGACGGCUUAGUUCGAGAGGAUCAACCAAGACACUUAAAUGCCUCUAAUGAGUUAGAAGGUAAAUGCCAUAUUUCUCAAGUGAAGCAGGAGACACUGCAGGAUAUCACUAAGUCCAGUGCUCAUCCUGAAAUCCUGAUUCCUACAUGGUCUUCUGAUGCCACUGGGGCAAAGAAUGAACCAGUGAAGCCUCUGCAGCUUCUAAACAAAGACCAAAAGCCAAAGGACCAGGACCAAGUUGCUGGUGAAUGUAUUAAAGAAAAACAGGGCAGAAUCCACUCAGGUUUACAGCCGCACAGCUCUUGGGCUGAACCUUCCCUGUCUCGACAGCGACGGCAGAAGAAAAGAGAACAGACUGAGCACGGUGGGGGGAAGAGACAGUUCCACGAGUCACCUCAACUUUUACCCUCUCAUCCCAUUGUUGGAAAAGUGGAUAUCAUACCUAUACAAAAAGAUGCUGAACACCAAAGUAGCAUGGUCACUGGGUCUGUGAGCAGUUCAAUGACCAGUGAGAUGUCCUCAUCUAAGGUUUGUGAGAGUGAUCGACCAUUAUCAGCCAGAGAGAGGAGGCGACUAAAACAGUCACAGGAAGAGAUGUUCCCCUCAGGCUCUUCAGUGAGGAGAGCUUCUGUGAGUGCAGCAGAACCCAGGAAACCACAGGAGGAAGGCCAGCCUGCUCCUGCCCGAUGCUUGUCCUCUGACUGCAGCAUUGUUCAGGUGCAUCACACACUCUUGAAGGAAAAGGAAAGGAAACCGAUUCAUUUUCUGUCUGAGGAUGAGUUAAAUUCUUCUACAAGUUCAACUGAUAAGUCAGAUGGGGAUUCCAAGGAAGGAAAAGGUCAUACAAAUGAAAUGAGUGCCUUGGUACAAUUGAUGACUCAGACCCUAAAAUUGGAUUCUAAAGAGAGCUGUGACGAUCUCCCAGUACCAAAUCCAGUGUCAGAAUUUAAACUUCAUCGGAAGUAUCGGGACACACUGAUACUUCAUGGGAAAGUUGCAGAAGAGGCAGAUGAUCUCCAUUUUGAAGAGCUACCUUCAGCUAACAUGCCAGGUUCUGAAAAGAUCAAGAGAAUAGUUGAAGUUUUGAGAGCUGAUGUAAUUCAGGGCCUCGGAGUUCAGCUUUUAGAACAGGUGUAUGAUCUUUUGGAAGAGGAGGAUGAAUUGGAGAGGGAGGUACGUUUGCGGGAUCACAUGGGCGAAAAGUAUACAAGUUACAGUGUGAAAGCUCGCCACUUGAAAUUUUUGGAAGAAAAUGUAAAUUUUUGAAAAAGACCUGUUUUCAAAGGUUUGGGGCUUAAAAAACAAAAAGAAAUUAACCACAGCAAUCGUUUCGAGGCCAUUCACCAUCCUUUUAUAUCUCUUUGGAGUUUUCUUACUGGAAAAACAGUGGACAGAACACAGUAAUAUGAAGCCAGCUCACAAAAGAAAAACCUUGGCUUUCAUACUCUCUUUAUGAGGACAAAUCUGUUGAGUUUCUUUGGUUACCAUUUACUGAGCCUUAAACCACUAACUUUAUAUCUAGAACUUUAUUUUUUUAAGGUACUAAUUCGCUUGAAAACAGGACUAUACAAUACUGGAUUGGAGGUUUUAUAUUGUACUAUAGUGACAAAAGCAAUAGGAGAAACAAAUGAUAUAAUAUUACUUGCUAUUGUUAAUAACCUUAGGGAGGUAGUUGGUAAAUUAUUUUUAUUUUUUGAAGCAGAGUCUCACUAUGCCACCCGGGCUAGAGUGCCAUGGCAUCAUCCUAGCU
This is a messenger RNA of Microcebus murinus (gray mouse lemur), 3098 nucleotides long. NCBI's taxonomy places the organism in Eukaryota, Metazoa, Chordata, Mammalia, Primates, Cheirogaleidae. The record is from RefSeq and is a predicted model, not a curated record.